This is a messenger RNA of Bombyx mori (domestic silkworm), 7659 nucleotides long. It is a transcript of the gene LIMK1, whose product is annotated as LIM domain kinase 1. The record is from RefSeq and is a predicted model, not a curated record. Gene Ontology annotation, cellular component: nucleus; cytoplasm. The transcript is spliced from 18 exons. Lineage: Eukaryota; Metazoa; Arthropoda; Insecta; Lepidoptera; Bombycidae. The coding region runs from base 275 to 3313 and encodes 1012 amino acids. Gene Ontology annotation, molecular function: protein serine/threonine kinase activity; ATP binding; protein binding. Gene Ontology annotation, biological process: actin cytoskeleton organization; protein phosphorylation.
CAUUCACUUCGACCUACUAAUGGUUAAAAUAACACAUUUGAAAAACAAAGAAAAUUGGAAACACUACAUAAUUUUAGUAAAUCUUGUAUAUUUUACACGUCUUAUCAUAACGUCAGAUCUUGUCAUUUCAUUAAUCUACGUUAAGUAAGGCUUAGUUUUAAAAUGACGUCAUUUGUCAGUGUCAAUCACAAAAUCAGAGACUGGGAACUUUAAUGUCCAGUUUUUAUGUGUUUUUAUACAGAUUUUUAAUGUUUUUUAACACUUUAGAAAUGAAAUGGAGAGUCCGAAAGCUAAAGAAGCUCUCAGUUGUUCAGGGUGUUUGAAUGACAUUGGAUACGAUGAGUAUGUAUCGGCGCUGUCACAACAUUGGCAUAAGGAUUGUUUUAGGUGCUCAGUAUGUGAUGAUCUGUUAUCAACAUGGUACUUUGAGAAGGCUGGUCUACUGUUCUGCCAGAAAGACUAUUGGGCGAAGUACGGAGAGAGUUGUCAGCAAUGUACACAGGUGAUAACCGGCCCAGUGAUGGCCGCCGGCGAGCACCGCUUCCACCCGGAGUGCUUCGCUUGUCACUCUUGCGCCGCCCACAUCGAGGACGGAGAGUCGUACGCUCUACUUGAACGCUCCAUCUUAUAUUGCGGAAAAUGCUACAGAGCUCCCCACACAAGAACGCACGCCAUCCACGUGGUGGAGGUUCCGCCUAACGCGGUGCGAAUAUCGACAGGCGACAAGGGCUCGCUGACCGUCUCCGAUUCCCUUUGCGCCGGCAAGAUGUCUCGACUGGCGCGAGUACUGGUGCGAGCGGCUCUCUCGCUCUGUAUUCAGCUCACUUGUCAUAGGAUUGAUUCGUCGUGUGGCCUGUUAACUCUGCACAUCGGCGAUCGUAUUCUGGAAAUAAACGGGUCCCCGGUAGGGAAUCGACCCGCGGACGACGUGCAGAGGGCGCUCGGCCGACCCGACCAGAUUAUACAGCUGACCAUCGAGCACAGCCCUGAAACGGUAAGUCGCCCUGUAUCCAUGUGCGCACCGAGGGACACGGAGAAACCCUGCAAGGUAACGGAGGGGGUCAUGGACAAGGGGACCUAUGAAGGCAAGAAAGAGAGGCUGUUCAAGAGAAAGGGAGAGGAUGGGGGCAAGCCGAGGAUGAUGAAGCGGAGACAGACGCCGUCCAGUCCGCUGCUCGGCGACAAAGAGAAGAGCAGCAGUAUGUCCAAGCUGUUGGACGUCGUGGACGGCGAGGAGUCGAACGGCGUGCAGGGCGACCUGAGCCGGGCGCGAUCCUUCCGCGCCGACACCAGCUCCGCCGGGCAGAAGGUGUUCCGCGCCUGCGACCUGCUGCAGGGCGAGUUGCUAGGCUCCGGAUUCUUCGGCGAGGUGUACAAGGUGACCCACCAGGACACCGGUGAGGUCAUGGUGCUCAAGCAGCUGUACAGGGUUGACGAGGAAGCGCAGAGGAACUUCCUCAAAGAGGUGGCGGUGCUGAGGUCCUUGCACCACCCGAACGUGCUCCGGUUCGUCGGCGUCCUGUACAAGGACAAGCGACUGCACCUGGUCACCGAAUACGUGGCCGGAGGAACGCUGCACCAGCUCCUACAGGACCCGUCCGCGAGCCUGAGCUGGGCGUGCCGUGGGCGGCUGGCGCGCGACGUGUCCCGCGGGGUGGGCUACCUGCACCGCCGGAACGUCAUACACCGCGACCUCAACUCGCACAACUGUCUCGUGCGUGAGGAUCGCACCGUGAUUGUAGCUGAUUUCGGUUUGGCUCGCAUCGUCCAAAGGACCACGGCGCACGGAUCCUUAAAGCGGAAACGAUACACAGUCGUCGGCAACCCCUACUGGAUGGCCCCCGAGAUGAUGAACGGCAACGUGUACGACGAGAAGGUCGACGUGUUCUCCUUCGGGAUCAUACUGUGCGAGAUAAUAGGCAGGGUGUCGGCGGACCCCGACUGCCUGCCCCGGAGGUCGGACUUCGGCCUCAACGAGGAGGUGUUUCUCGAGAAGUUCUGCGCGUCCUGCCCUGAACCCUUCUACAGGAUCGCCUUCUUGGCCUGCAAUCUCGACCCGGACGAUAGACCGCCUAUGGAGGUCAUAGAAACGUGGCUCGAAGCGUUAGUGGAACAGCUUUCUGAAUCGGAGCUUAAAGAGAAUCUAGAUGUGCUUUGCAACGAUCUCGACUCCCCGACCGAGGGCUCUCUUGUCAAGAGCGAUUCUCAGUCAACGUUAGAAGAGACGCGCUCGAUAUCGUACCGGCCGCUGGUGCCCGUCGCGCUCGGCAAGUGCGUGUCCGCCUCCCAGGUGGGGGCGGGGGGCGGGGGGCCCGCGCGGGGGGGCCGCUGGGGGCGCGCGCACAGCCACCAGGCGCUGCACACGCCCGGGUACAUCCUGCAGGCCAGGGGACCCACCAUCGACAUCACCCAGGUGGACGACAUCAGCGAGUGGCUAGAGCCGACGCCCCUCAAGCGAUCACAGCCAGACCCUCAGCUGCACCGGCCGCGACACCAGGUUCUCCUGCCGGCCUUCCUCAGGAACCAGUCCGUAGAAGAACUGAGACCAAAGCACGUGCCCAGCGACGACUCUUCGGACGACAGUGAGGCCGGCGUCACCAGCGCCGCGCCGCAGCCCGCCGUCACGUACCGGAGCCCGGCCGAGCGGCGCCUCCCCGAGGUGGACGUGCGCCGGUACAACAUCGACUUCCUGGCCGGCAGCCCCGUCAUGGCGCAGGGCAUCAAGAACAUACCAAAAAUAGUCGAAAGAGACAAAACCAAUGAGAAAACCGGUUUCUUCACCAAAAAACUGUUAUCGCCGAAAUUAAGUCGAUUAUUCAGACCGAACGCGACCGAGGCGGGGGGCAAGCCUCACGCCGACCUCAACAAGUCCAACAGCACGUUCUUCGUGCAGCAGCCGCCCGCCCUCGGCCGCUCGUCCUACAGGAUACGGCCCGUCGGGGACGCCGGCGCGGACGUGCUGCAGAGCGACAUCAAACUGGCCAGCAUGGGGAGGCCCAUGACGCCCACGCUGAGGAGGUGUCCCGACCGCCCGGACCUCGCCGACGCCCGCUUCAGCUGUCGGGACUUCAGGACUAAGAUGAUUAACAACGACCACGUCAAGGCGCACAUCACGAGGGGCGCCCCGGUGGGACAGCCGCACGUACAGAGGAGGAGGAACCCGGACAAGAGCGAGCCCCGGAUGGGCAUCUCGCGGAGCAACUACGUCAGUCUAGCCAACCUAAAGAUAAACAAUAAGGCGAACGGUCUGGAUGUCACCGAGAGAGCCAGACGCGAGGUCAACGAUAACUCCCCCGUGGAGAGGGUCGUGUGACGGGGGACGGGGGGUUGGGGGGGGGCUUGCUUCCGUAUGUGUUCGAGGAAUGUCAGAUAAAUAUACAUCUAUACAUUCUGAUUGAUAGUAAUAUAACUAACUGCACGUUACAAAUUAUAAUCUUGCCAUUUUGAAAAAUAUACAAACUGGAUAUUGUAUUGACAUUUAAAGGUGAAAAUAGGUCGCGUCACGGAUGGACGUAGGUUCGACAAUUGCCACAACAAAGAACCCUUCUGACUUUCAUUGCGUGUGGUUAGAUAUUGACAGUGCCAUUGCCAUUGGUCACCUUUGAUUGUCUGCAAUAUUCAGGCUACGGAAUUAUAUAAAUGUUGAAACUUUGUACACGUUACUAUUAUUAUUGUUGAAAGGUUUAUAACGAUUAAUGUAUACGCGGAAUUUUAGUAUUAAUAAUAUAUUUAUUACACUCGGGGCGUUGGACCACGCGGUCUGGCGCCUCUGUCCUGCCUUAUUUACCGCGAAAUUAUGCCUUUAAUAACUAGCCGGCUGUCGUGUCCACGCGGUGGGGACCCGUGACCAGUCUCCCAGAGAAGGGUGCUUAACGUUGGGCCAGCAAUGGUCGACCAUGUUGGCCUAACUACUCACUCUCUAACUACUACUGGCACUAAAAAAAAAAUCGGCCGACAAACAGACGAGAAUGUAGCACUUAACUGUGUUGACAUUCAGUAGUUGUAUUGGUUACAAUCCAAAUAGAUUACGGCGUUAGUUUGCGUACUUCGGUUCGGUAAUAUGUAUUCUUCGGGCCUUAGAAAGAGAGGAUCGGGUUUUUAGUUGAUUCGUAGAGCGCCGUCUCUCUCGCACGAUACGUUAUAGCAAGGAACGGUAUUCUUGGUUACGCGGUAACGCUUAGCAAAUCCUGUUUGGCUUGGAUUUUAAACUUUUGAUCGGAAACAAUAUAUUAAAGCACUUUUUUAAUAGUCCUUUAACACUAAUCAUACCAACACUCACAGGUACCUAUUUCUAUCAUAGCAGGUAGAUAACUGGUAUACAACAAAUAUUACUCAAAAUAAACAAAACCAAACAAAAAAAAAAGUAUAAUAACUGUAGAUUAAUUAGUAAGAAAAAGGCACGAAGUCAAAUGUGCAAAAGCAUUAAAAUGAUACCUGCAUUUUCAAUGCAAAAGUUCAAAAUGGGGCAUUUGGCCCGUUAUGGUAUGUUUAGUGUUAAUAUACCACAGUCUUCGAUAAGUCGUUAAAGAUCUUUUAGUCUCAAAACUUAAUUACUUUUUAGUUUGUAAUUUUAUUAUCAAAUGAUUAAAUCUUUUUUCGUAAUUAAUUUACUAACGUUAUUUUUUUUUGUUUUAAAACCGUUGACACGCUCCGUAAGAGCGAACAGUUUUGAUUAGUAUCAUAAACGGGGAAAGUUCUAGACUAGUCUUGCGUAGACCAAUAAAACAGUUUAUGCAAAAAUAUUUCUACACAAAAAACUCUACGCCUCGGGUCCAAUUGCGAUUAUUGGUUGUAGUAAAUAUCUUUAUUAAAUACAGACUACUGAGUUUCUCGUCGGAUCUUCUCAGUGGGUCGCGUUUCCGAUCCAGUAGUAGAUUCUGCGAAGCACUGCUCUUGCUAGGGUCAGUGUUAGCAACACUCCGGUUUGAGACCCGUGAGCUCACCUACACGUUAGGGCAACGCUGAUAUAGCCUCUCAAGGCUAUCAGCAUAGGUAGGGAAAUAAAUUGAAUACAUUUGAUACUCCUCCAGUAUCGAGUACCCGCUUGUUCAAGUAUAUUCUUCAAGUAUUACUCAUGUCUGAUAUACAUACCUUUUCGUUCAGUGUGCUUAGUGAGAGUUUUUUAACGUUCUCGAUAGCGUAAAAGUUAACGCAUAUUUGUAUGCAGUUAGAACAGCGCCCCUAGCGGCAAACGUAGGCAAACAUUCCAACUCCAUCCAAAUCUUUUUUUUUUUCGGACCUGGCGCCGAUCCUCCUUCGAGGUCCCCGCGCUUAGGGGGCACGCGGUGUAUGUGGGACUUGACGAUCUGCAAGGUGUUGACAUUUUAGGGCCCUACCGCACUAAACGACUCCCCUGCACUCUUAAACCCGACGACCGAUCUCCGUCCGGGGUCAGAACCCGGUCAGAGUAGGGGGGUAACUCCAUACAAAUCUGAGUUAACUUUUACGCUAUCGAGAACGUUAAAAGACUCGCACUAAGCACACUGGUACCGAGAAUGUUAUCAGAUUUUGCCUAAUUAAUAAUCAUUUUCAAAACUGCUCUCUUACCGAAAUAGUUACGGGCAAUUAACAUAGAUUUUAUUGCAUAGUCUCAAUCUUACUGUGACACAGGGUGCCAUGUUUUUUUUAAUAAUUAUUUUUAAUUAUUUUAUGUGUAGGUAAAUCCGUUUUUUUAUUCAUAUAUAAUGUAAGAGACUAAAUGACGUAAUUUUUUUUAGAAUAGUUUCAGUGGCCAAGGUAAAAAUGUAGGCAUCAAUUUGCAAGUUCGAUUGCAGAUUAUACAGUUGAAUAUUAACGUUGCCAUAGACAAUAAUAAAUGUGUUUCAACUUCAGCUUGGAUAGGGAAUCUCAGUGAAAAAGGAAAAAGUUUUUUCGUGCGACAAUGUGUUUUUGGAAUAUACUUAAGGACAUUAUGCUUAAUUAGGAAAUAUGAUUUGGCGGUGAUCGCGGUCUAUUAUGAAAUAGACACAUAAUCAAUUAUAGAUACCGAGGGGAAAAUAUUAUUUGGUUUAAGGGACAUUAUAGCAUAUUUACAGGAGAGCCAUUAAAAAGUUUAAAAUUUGAAAAAAAUAUCAUGACAAAAAAAACUUCUUCAACUAUUUGAAUGGGGUAAACAAAAUUGAAGUUCAAUUAAAAACAUCUAACUGUUGAUGCUAAUACCAAAUAAAACGGACCUAUAAUUACAAAGAUAUAUCGCCUUUUCGCAUUAAAAGUGUACAAUUUCGAAAAAUAUUCGAAAUUGAGUUAAUGUGCGUAAACAUUUGGUAUCACCAGUAUUUUUCUCAUAAAUAUUGUCAAAAGGGCGUAGUUUAGUUUUAGUUGUUUUUUUUUACUUUACCUAUGUUUGGACUGCUAUUAACAAAAUUACUACAUAAUUUUAUCUUACUUUAAAAGAUAGAUACUGUAACUGGUAAAAAAUAAAAAUAAAAAAUGUUCCAAAGAUGAUUUAUAUUAAAAAUAUUACAUGUUAAACCUUUAAAACACUCUCCCGUAAAAUUAGUAAGUUUUGAAAUCUCAUUAUCGUCUUCACGCAUUAUUAAGCGAAAUGUCGCUUUAACCAAAUAGUGUUUCACCCUUCGAUAUAUAUGCGUCAUAGAAAUGUCUUAAAUCGAUCGCAUUACCCAGCGCUGAAUCUCACGCGUUAUAUCUGUGAUACUUUACGUUUGUAAUGCACGCAAUAAUAUUACGUAUUCGGUAUUAUGUUUAGGUUAAGUUUUCAACGAAAUACGUUUUUACGUUAAGUUUGAGUUUUAGUUGACUGGUUGUUUUCGAUGGGGAGUUACGCCGGUUGCGGAGACUAAUUGUGGAUAGCUGGUACAAAUGAUUAUUACGUGGUAGACAUGUCAAUAUUAUAUGCCGUGUAGCCUAAGAGAUAAGACGUCCGGUGCAUUCGUGUUGAGCGAUGCACCUGUGUUCGAAUCCCAGGCGGGUACCAAUUUUUCUAAUGAAUUACGUACUCAACAAAUGUUCACGAUUGACUUCCACGGUGAAGGAAUAACAUCGUGUAAUAAAAGUGUAACCCGCAAAAUUAUAAUUUGCGUAAUUACUGGUGGUAGGACCUCUUGUGAGUCCGCGCGGGUAGGUACCAUCGCCCUGUCUAUUUCUGCCGUGAAGCAGUAAUGCGUUUCGGUUUGAAGGGUGGGGCAGCCGUUGUAACUAUACUGAGAUCUUUGAACUUAUAUCUCAAGGUGGGUGGCGCAUUUAAGUUGUAGAUGUCCAUGGGCUCCAGUAACCACUUAAUACCAGGUGGGCUGUGAGCUCGUCCACCCAUCUAAGCAAUAAAAAAAUAAAAAAAAUGACAAUUUGAAAUAUAACUUUUUACAUAAAAAGUUAUUAAUUUGCUUAGCAUGUGUUGCUCUUUCUCUGUGCUAGUUUUUUUUUUUUUACAUAGAAAGUAAAUGAUUUAGAAGUCAUAGUCAAUUUAAGAUUUUUUAAAACAGUAAUAAAAUCGAUAACUAAAGAUGUUUUGGUUAUGCCAUAUUCAGCUGUCUGGUCAGGUUGUAGUCUAUCGGCGUCACUCCAUCGAUGCUUACUUUACUUUAAUGUGAAUUUUUAUAUUAAAUUUAACCGAUUAACAUGAAUAACAAGGAUUCCGUCUCCCGCAUUCCAAAUGUAUUCCGUGUAUUCGUUAAGUACAAAAGUAAAAGGGAUUAUAUUCGA